AGCUUGACAGUAGCGAUACUUUCAGUGUUUUUCUACACAAAAGCUUGCAGAGAUAAUUCAGUCGUAAACCAGUACAAAAUAAUUACAUUGUCUUAGACAUGGAUCAUUUAGAACCCUCCUUCCAAGAUGACCGCAGGCUUUGGCUAGGAAAUUUGGACAGUCGAAUUACUGAGUAUCAACUACUGAAAAUCGUGCAAAAAUACGGCAAAAUUGAAAAGUUCGACAUGCUGUUUCAUCGUUCCGGACCGCUAGCAGGCUAUCCCAGAGGAUACGCCUUUGUAACCUACGAAAAUCAUGAAGAUUCAGAAUCUGCCCUACGCAGGCUGGAUGGCAAAAUGGUUGGAGAGAAAACGAUCGUUGUACGAUGGGCAAAACAUGUGAACCGUGAAGAAGGAGACAAAGCGAAGCCAAAAAUCGAGAUUCCUUGUCUGGCAGGUGGUUCCAAAGGAGGUGCCAACGGGCCACUUAGUCAACAGACAAAAAUACAAGCCCUCGAAGCUAAGCUAAAAAUGUUGGAGAGCAGAUCCGACGAUCUCGUUAUCAACAGGUCGACUACUUCCGAACGACCCAUUAUCGAGCGCUACCAGUACAACAUAAAUCAACCGCAGCGAGCGGAUCAGAAGAUGAAACGGUCACAUCACAUGGGUGGCCACGGCCGCGGCGGAAACCGAAACGCUCCAUACAGAAGUUCACACCGCCAUAAAUAAGGCCCAAAAGUGAGAUUGAUCGAGAAUACUCUUAAUUUUAAAAUAAUUACUUACAAGUCAGAGGAUUAUUUGCUAUAGAUGAGAAAUAAAAAAUGUGA
Anopheles nili is the source of this 805-nucleotide messenger RNA. RefSeq names its product probable RNA-binding protein 18. The record is from RefSeq and is a predicted model, not a curated record. The transcript is spliced from 4 exons. NCBI's taxonomy places the organism in Eukaryota, Metazoa, Arthropoda, Insecta, Diptera, Culicidae. Gene Ontology annotation, molecular function: RNA binding. Bases 99 to 707 code for a protein of 202 amino acids.